Carassius gibelio (silver crucian carp) is the source of this 7478-nucleotide messenger RNA. RefSeq names its product cAMP responsive element binding protein 5b (gene creb5b). The transcript has 12 exons. Gene Ontology annotation, biological process: regulation of transcription by RNA polymerase II. The record is from RefSeq and is a predicted model, not a curated record. NCBI's taxonomy places the organism in Eukaryota, Metazoa, Chordata, Actinopteri, Cypriniformes, Cyprinidae. Gene Ontology annotation, molecular function: cAMP response element binding; DNA-binding transcription factor activity, RNA polymerase II-specific. Bases 163 to 1695 code for a protein of 510 amino acids.
GAUUUAGAAGUUCAGGAAUCCCACGUGACGUCACCGAAGGGUGAUGUAAUGCUUCUCUAAAUAGAUCGUAUUGUAAUCUUUCCUCAGUCCAACGUGGUUCCUUCAGAAAGUGUGGUGCAUCUUCUCCAGACUUCUGCGGUAUAUGAGGAGCCAGUGACAGUGAUGAACUCCGAGCAGGAAAGGCCGUUCGUGUGCAGCGCCCCGGGCUGCUCUCAGAGAUUCCCUACGGAGGAUCAUCUAAUGAUUCAUCGGCACAAGCAUGAGAUGACCCUCAAAUUCCCCUCCAUCAAAAAUGACAACAUGCUGUCAGACCAGACACCCACCCCAACGCGCUUCUUGAAGAACUGUGAGGAGGUGGGUCUCUUCAGCGAACUGGAUUGCUCCAUCGAACAGGAGUUUUGCAAAGCUCAGGAGGAGGAGGACAACAAACAGAAUAUCAGUCUUCAUGGGCAGGGGGUCCCUAACCAGCACCAGCAGACCCACUCAAGAAUGGCCAACCACGACAGCAGCAUAGUGAUCCAGCAGGCACUGCCUUCUCCUCAGUCCAGUUCUGUCAUCACUCAAGCCCCUUCCACCAACAGACAGAUUGGGCCAGUGCCUGGUUCCCUUUCUUCGUUGUUGCACCUGAGGAACAGACAGCGACAGCCACUGCCGGCCUCCAUGCCUGGCACGUUACCUGACCCGACUAUGCAAGGAUCGUCUGCUGUUCUGAUGCCUAUGGAGAGGCAAAUGUCUAUGGGCUCCAACAUGAUGGGCAUGCAAGGCCCCGCCCACAGCAGCUCAUGCUCCUCCCCUCAUGUUCCGUCCAUGCACUCAGAGGCAAAGCUGAUGUGCUACGCUGCUGCUGCUGCGGUGGCAGAGCAAGUACCGAGAUUUACUACUGCCAAUACAUCCACAACAUGCUGCAGUGAGCAUAGACUGAAAGCUGCCCUUGCCCACCAUCCAGGGGGCAUGGCGAAUGGCAACAUGAACUCCAUGGGUCAUAUGAUGGAGAUGAUGCCAUCGCGGCAGGAUCAGGCCGGUCACCACCACCUGCACUCUCACCCUCACCAGCACAUGCAGGGUCCGCCUCACGGAUAUCCACACCAUGCCCACCACCACCCCGGCCAUGCACAGAGCGCCCAUCACCACCCACAAAGCCACGGGCACCACAACUCCCACCCACCCCACCUGCACCCUGCACACGGACAUCAGACCUCUCCACACCAACCCAUGCACUCUGCUGUUUCACAGUUAUCUCCAGCUGCGCAGCAAAUGCAGCCGACACAGACCCUUCAGUCCCCGCCGCCCAGCGGAGGUCGUCGCAGACGGGUCAUGGACGAAGACCCCGACGAGCGCCGGAGGAAGUUCCUGGAGAGGAAUCGUGCAGCCGCCACACGCUGCAGACAGAAAAGGAAAGUGUGGGUGAUGUCGCUAGAAAAGAAAGCAGAGGAGCUCACCCAAACCAACAUGCAGCUGCAGAAUGAGGUCACGAUGCUAAAGAACGAGGUGACACAACUGAAACAGCUUUUAUUGACACAUAAGGACUGUCCCAUCACCACCAUGCAGAAAGAGUCUCAAGGUUACCUCAGUCCAGAGAGCAGUCCGGCAGGAAGUCCCACCCCUGUGACCCAGCAGCAAGUCAUCCAGCACAAUACCAUAACCACCUCCAGCACAGCACCCAAUCACUGCACAGAUAUUAACCCCAUUCACUAGAGACUCCACCCCUGGCGCCCCCACCAUGCUGGACAUCCUGACUGCAAAUUCUGGACAGACACACACACCUCUGUGCCUCUGUGGCAGCUUAUUCUUCUGUAAAUGUAAACUGAUUACAGUUUUGUUUAGUUCUGUGUGUUUAAUGUUUUCAUUUGAAUUGCUUAAAAAAGGGAGUCUGCAUAAAUCAUCAGGCACCAUCUCACUUGUCAAGGACAUCAUUAAUGGAAAUGCAACUGUUACAUCUGUUCCUGGAUUGCGACUGGACCACUGCCUUUACAAAUUACAGAAUUCAGAUAGCUGGAUAGCUUUUGCAAUGAAUUUUCCAUUGCCAAAAAGAUGCUGUCCUUUUGCUUUCUGUUUAUUGAUAUAACAAUUACUCUCACAUUCCCCUUUUUAUCAAAUUCAAAAGGAUAAAUUAGGAAGGUCAGUCUCCAUUGGGAGUUCCUAAUGAAAGUAACCUGAAGCAAUAUUGAAUCUCUGACAUGCUCAGCAAUCUGAUUGUCUUCACUUGCUCACUCGGACCAGAAUCUAGAUCAGAUUAAGUUCAACCUAUUAGCUCCUGUCAUUUCAGAUAUAAUUUCAGAAGUCAUCUUCGUAAAACAAAACAGCUUUCACUCCUAAGCUGGUACAGAUCAGGUCAAUGGCAUGCAUUUAUCAAGCUCACACAGGCGUCUGUGAUCAAAUGCCCUGCUGAACAUGUGUGAGAUUUCGGAGUAUUCCCAGAGUGGCGAGAUCACAGCUGCAAUAGUGCUGCACCAGGAAGACAUCUCACUUGGCGUUCGAACGUUUCAGAAGACACCAUCAGCUGUUUCAUUUUAAGAUGGUUUAACAUCUGGUCAGAUUUACCCCUGGUCCUCGUCAGUUUGCAUAUUACUUCUACUGGCAGUUCAUUUCGGUAUCUAUUUCGGAUCAGCGAGUGGACUAAGUAAUUUGCAUAUACUUCAAUACAUUUUUAUAUAUGUUUUGUGCUCAUAUGUUCCAACCACAUUCAAAACACUCCAUCUUGAACCAGAAUAAUGCCAUUGAAAACUUUUGGAAGCUUUUGCUUUACCUGAGGCUAUGGAAAACUUCCACUGAAGCCAAAUGCAUUGUUAAAUGCUACUUAAAAUUAGCUUUCGUUUUGGCUGGAAAUAUUGUUUAUAUCUUCCUCGGGCAUUCUGACUGUGAGUUAAAUUAAAUUUAAUAGGAUUAAAUGUAAUAUGAUAUAUUUUGAUACAUCCCCGUUUAUAGUCCUGGUUUGUUUGGUGCCUAGGAAAUCAUAUGAGGCUUACAUGGGCCAUGGAAAAUUCUGCACUUGACUAUAGUACUUCUUUCAAAGGUUCUGGAUGUUCAGGUGUUGAUUUUGAAAUUGAUGAUUUUGAGAGACAGUCAGCAACUUACUGUAAGGGGCCGUUCACCAAGAAUGCAUUUUCACGUUUAUAAAAUGCAAAAGGUAGUCUGCAGUGCAAUGCCAUUUUGUUGGUUGUCUCAAUCACAAAAUCCUUCAGUUCACUGGAAUGUUUGCUUCUUAAAAAAAUCUUACAAUGCACACAAAACCAGGGCACAUUUAUGUAUACUGUGUUCCCUUACCAGGAAAUGUAUCCCAUGUAUCCCAAAUGUAUCCCAUUUUCUGAACCGCCUCAACUUAGUACAUAUCAUUACACGAUAGAAGUUUUGAUGGUGGCAUUUUACAACCCAAAAACAGUGUCUCAAUGUGUUAUGAGCCAGGGUUCUUCCCAGUGCCAGUACACUGAUUCACAACCUAGGGAGCUGAUUGAGACACUCCCAAAUAAACGUCACCCAAUGGAACGUGAAAAUGCAUUCUGUAUGAACUGCCCUAAUAAUAACAUUCCAAGGUGAACUUUGUAAGGGUUGUGUGGGCAAAGUCCCAUAUACCUCAUGAGUGUAUGAUCAUGGACCGAUAAUCAAUAAUUUGGCCACUGUCACUUUAAGAUAUUGAGUCCUGAAUACCUUAAAGACUGUUACACACCAAAUGAACAUUAAUGAACUAGCGCAGAAGAAAGGCGACUGUUGUUGUCUUGCUUUGCAUGUGUUUGGGCCAAAAAGUGGCUCCAAAGGCCAGGUAGUAUGCACAUUCUGUAUAUGCGUGAAAAUAAAUAACUUUCCAUACCAGCAGGUGGCAGUAGUUGGCAACAGUGUUCGACAUUCAAAAAGGGAAGCCAAACUACAGAUAUACAAACCAUAAACAAAGUAGUGAGGUGUAGAGGUAGGUUUAGGGGCGGGGUUAGGGGAUUGUCAUUCAUAUAAAUUUGCCACCUUGUAAUAUGCGUUAAGAUAUUUUUUAAAAAAAUUACAAAUUUGUAUUACUGAGGUUGUAAGAAUUCAUAUAAAUUACCCACCAAGUAAAAUAUGUACGAAUUGCCAUGAGAUUGAGUUGGUCAAUCAGAGUGAUCCUUCUCACUGACUCCCUGAGACUAAUUUAAAUUGCUUAAUCGGCCAAAAAGCCAUCGAAUGAGUCCAACUAGUGGUGACAGAGUGGAACUGACAUUGGCAGACGGCGGACUGUUGGCCUGGUGUGUCACAGACUUUAGUCACAUUUUCCUUGUAUAAUUGGAAGUAAUUACACAAUUUGGUCCACUUUUGUUUCUCCCCACUGCGAAAAUGUAGCAAUUUACUAUUUCUAUGCAGGUACCGAUCUAGACCGAUCUAGAUACUGCUUUCCAAAUGUCACUAUGUGCCUGAAUAUGUCUUAAAUACUCACAUAGGGAAGAAUGUCAGUACUUAGUAAUACCUUAAUAUCAUUGCAUUUAUUUUCAAUUCAGAUUCAACUUUAAGGCCUUGACAUUGUUUAGCUUUUUUGUAAAGACUAAUUACUAGUGUUUUUGACUCAUUUUGGUGUUAAUGGACUUUUCUACCUUCUUGAACCAAGGAGGCCUGUGAUGAGAAUGCAGACAAGCUGAAAUGUUGAAAUGUUUCCCCUCUGCCGAAAAAGGGUCUUUUUUCCAGCAGCUAAGCUCAGAACUCUGUUUCACAUUUUUCACAGUUUGUAGAGGAUUUUUCUUCCCUCCUAAAUGGAACAUAUUGAUUCCCUUCGCCUUUCCUCGCAGCACUGUGUUUGGAACAAGAGCGUGCAAAACGACCUUCAACAUUGAGAGAUGGAAAUCUUGUAGCUGUCUAUGCACUUUGACCUCUGCACAGCAGAGGAUGGAAUAGCCAUAUAGGAGACUCAGCGAUUCCCAGUUCCCACACCAGCGAGAGCCAGCCACUGUCAAUCUAUGGAGCAACGCAACUUGUACAGACCAAUUGCACUGGGUUUUGACCGGAUGGCCUUUGAACCGAAAGCUUGGGUUUUGACGGUGCUCCUGUACUGUAGCUUUAAGACUUUAAACUGUCCCUUUAAAGAAAACUUGUUUGUCACACUGUGAAAUGGGUGACAUCAAGGUGAACUGGAAACAUGACUGUUCUUUCAUUGUUGAUUUUGUUGGACCUUAUUGUGGUUUAGUUGUUUCCCAGCAUAGUUCACAUAGGAGAGUUCACCCAAAAAUGAAUUAUUCUGAAAAUUCUUCUGAAAAACAGAAGUUUAGAGUUUUAUCCAUACAAUGAAAGUCAAUUGGGUCCAAACAUUUCAAACUUCAAACUAAAAUAUAUAAAAUCACUGAUUAAAUACUGUAUAGUGACACAUCAGUGAUAGCAAACCUCAUUGGUUCUUGUGUGUCACAUGAUGUCAAAACAAAAAAACUGUCAGUUUUGCUGUUACUGCUUUGUCUACAUUUUUUAUUUGUACUCUGUGUAGAUAAGUUGAUCAACUGAUUGAAUUUGAUUCGAUUCGAGAGUGAAUAACCACUUUGUUCAUUGAUCGUAUUAUUUCAAAUGACUGGAAUUUUUUGGAUUACUUUUAUGGUGCCUUGAUUUAUUUUUUGGAUCUUGAAACUUUUGGACCCAAUUGACUUUCACUGUACAGACAAGAAAAUAUAAAAAAUGUGUCAAAAUAUGUUCUUUAGUGUUCUGCAGAAAAAAUAAAAUGAGUAAAGCAUCGUACACACCGGGACGAUUAUCGCACGCGCUUAUUGCCGACAUUUUUGUUCUUACCCAAUCGAUUUUCACUGACAAUGAGCUGAGUGAACAUGCAAAUUCACUCCCUGACAUUAGAUGGUGCUUAAUGAAAACCAGAAAUGCCUUGGUACACAUCAAAUCCUUGCAAUUGCUCGCCAUAACAACUCCCUCUUAUCGAGAUUUUUGUAGUCACUGUCGCAUUUGUAAUAAAGCCCUAUGUGUUCAGACACCAAUGAGACCAGCAUGGUGCAUCAAACCAAAAAAACGAGCCCUAGGCAUUUUUAUUUUUAAAUUACACUUUUUUUUGCGGGUCAGUGUGCACACUCACAUUGGAACCCUUUGUUUAGUCACAAGGUGUUAAAUGACGACAAUAAUCGCACGUGAUAUUCGUCCCGUUGUGGACAAGUCUUAAAGGUGAAAUUACAUUAACUGUUGUUUCCCAAAUUUAUGUGAACAAAAUUCAGUCAUUACAACAGAAAUCCAAGAGAAAAACAAUUUUGUGUGAGGGAGAAAGUUUUCCUCACACAGAUUUCGCAACUGAUUCACCGCACUAACAAAAACUGCUUGGUUUUAAAGUGUCCAUAGUGUAGAGAUGUAUAAAGCUCACACAGCUCACACAGACUUCAAUAGACAAUGGACCCUUUUUGCCCAAUGUGACCACACCUAAAAUGAUGAUUACAUUUUUUGGGUGAACUGUCCCUUUAAGUAACUCAAAACAACUUUCAGUAUUUUCUGUGCAUGUAGCAUUAUACUGUGGUUUCGAAUGGGAUUCUGAUGCUCAUGAAGGUUGGGAGUUUCAAUGUUUUUGGAUUGUGAGCUCGAAAGUUAACUUGAGAUAGAUCUGUGUAUGCAUGCUUUUUCUCUCCCGACUUCACACUCACAAGUUUUGCAGUGUUUACAUAAAUUUGUAAUAAUAUGGUGGGAGGGGCUUCAUUAAAAGCAGUUUGGAUCUUCAUGGAGGACCUUAAACAGUUGCAUUUUAUUGUUAUUUUAAAGUUGCAUCUUUACAUUUCAAAGCAAGGAGGUCAGGAGUGUAUCUGCGCAGGGCCUCAUCAUCUCUUACGCAAGUAACAUACAAUAUAAGAACACACUGAACUAGAAAUAAUAUUUCACUUGCUCUCAGUGAGUAACAGACGUUUAUCUCAAAUUGCUGAUUUGGCAUCAGUUCUUGUUAGGAUGGUUGGAUGGAUGUCUUUUGUGAUACCAUUCUUUUAAAACAGAGGGAGAUUUUUGUGUGUGUGUGUGUGCACGAGUACAUUUGUGCUUCCAUGUGCAUAGUUUUUUUUUUUUUUUUCUAGGUGGCGGACAAUGACUACACAUUAAUAAAACUAUAAAUGUAUCAUUGCAGCAAAACUAUAAAUAUUGUAUAAAUUUUCAUUAAUUUUUUGUAAUCUUGUUCCCGUAAUGCAACCACCUUUCUUUUUGAAAGGAGUACAUGUUUGGUACAUGUUUGUAAAUAAUGUUUGCAUAGCACUUGCAGUCUUCAAAUUUUGCCUGUUCAUUUCAGAGCUGAAACAUUGCAUUGUUUGUUACGCAUAUUGAAUUCAUGAAUUCACACACGCUUACAUAACUUUGUAUAUUUUAUAUGUUUAUUAAUGCCUUGAACAGUUUGUGUUUAUGCAAAUGUACAGAUGUGAGAUCACUACAGCUAUAUUACAAUAUGAAAAUAAAGCACUUGUUCUUUAACAAAGCUCUGCCGAUCCAUGAUUAAACUGAAAAUUUGCGAAUUUGAAGUUUUGCUUUUUACAUUUUUCCCUCCUUUUUGCAUAUAAUCUAGAACUUGAGUACAU